Molecule: messenger RNA, 3388 nt
Organism: Chelonus insularis
Lineage: Eukaryota; Metazoa; Arthropoda; Insecta; Hymenoptera; Braconidae
Gene: mor
Product: SWI/SNF- related protein mor
Exons: 4
Coding region: 72-3146 (1024 amino acids)
Biological process (GO): positive regulation of DNA-templated transcription
Cellular component (GO): SWI/SNF complex
Molecular function (GO): histone binding; DNA binding
Source: RefSeq, a predicted model, not a curated record
AAUGUUUGUGAACAGGACGGCAUAGUUGUUGUGCAGCAUAUUAACAGUUUUAAGUGAAUAUUUUAGGAAAAAUGCUGACUCUUGGCCCAAAAAAAGACGGAGGACCCAAUCCCAAGUUCUUUGAAUCUGUUGAGGUGCUCACUCAACUCGAUGGAGUUAAACAAUGGCUUCUGAAGAACUAUAAAAAAUAUGUUACAACGGAUCCGCCCACUAGCAAAAGUUUAGCAACUUUGGUGACUCAACUUAUACAGUUUCAAGAGGAUAAUCUUGGAAAGAAUGUAUCAAAGCCACCAAUGACCAGAUUACCGAUGAAAUGCUUCCUAGAUUUUAAACCAAAUGGAGGUUUAUGUCACAUUUUAGCAACAGCAUUCAAAUUCAAACAAGAACAAGGAUGGAGAAGAUUCGAUUUUCCGGUAGGAAAAUCAAGUUCACGAAUGGAUCGAGCUGUUGAAAUGUUGAUGGCUGCAGAGCGUGCUCUCAUUCAAAAUAGAUGUAUGAUAACGCCAUGCGUUUAUGUCAAACCUGAAGUUGACAAAGCAACUGCUGCAAAAAUUAAAGACAUAGUUAGACGCCAUCAAGGAACUAUAGCUGAAACAGAAACUGAUGCGACCCAUGUUAUUUAUCCACCUGUCGAUCCAAUGGAAGAAGAAUAUGCUCGACCAUGUAUGCGUCGAGAACGAAAUGUUUUACUUCAUUGGUAUUACUUUCCCGACAGCUAUGAUUCUUGGGUAUCUUUAGAUUUACCCAUUGAAUUUCCUGAAAGUGGAUACGGACUUUCACCUAGAUCAACUUAUAAAGUAUCAGCCACUUGGGCUUUAGAUCUUGAUCAGUAUAAUGAAUGGAUGAAUGAAGAAGAUUAUGAAGUAGACGAUAGUGGACAAAAACGGAUUCACAAGUAUCGAUUGUCAGUUGAAGAUCUUAUGACUCCUCCAUCUCAUCCACCGACUUCUGCCAAAAAACCAAAAAGAAAAAGAUCACCAAGUCCACCACCAAAAAUGGGGAAACGUAAAAGUGGUCGUGGUCCGGCAGGAAUUGCAAGUGGUUCAGCAGUUGCAACACCAAAAAAAACACGAGGUGGAAUCGAUGAAGAAGAAGAUUUAACUCAAGGAAUGGAGGAUCCUCCAGCGGAGCCCAGAAUUGUUGAAGUUGUUACUAAUCCAACUAAUGUACCAAUAUCAGGACCAGGUAGUGGUAAUACUGGAAUGACUCCUGGUAGUAAAAAACAAGAUAAUGAGCUUCAACCACUCAAAUCAGGUAAUAUGGCAGAUUUAGAUGAACCAACUGAAUCAGAAAAAGGUUCUCAGGGAGCCCAAGAUAGAGAAGAACGUGAUGUUAGUAAAGAACGAGGUGAUAAUGGUAAAGAUGAACCUGAAGAUAACGUUACUGAACAAACUCAUCAUAUUGUUGUUCCAAGUUAUUCAGCUUGGUUUGAUUAUAAUUCAAUUCACACUAUCGAAAAACGUGCACUCUCAGAAUUCUUUAAUGGAAAAAACAAAUCCAAAACACCAGAAAUUUAUCUUGCAUACAGAAAUUUUAUGAUUGAUACUUAUCGACUAAAUCCAACUGAAUACAUCACUUCAACAGCAUGCCGACGUAAUUUAGCUGGUGAUGUAUGUGCAAUAAUGCGAGUACAUGCAUUUUUAGAACAAUGGGGUCUUAUUAAUUAUCAAGUUGACGCAGAGUCUCGUCCAACACCUAUGGGUCCACCUCCUACAUCACAUUUCCACGUUCUUUCUGACACACCUUCAGGUUUAGCUCCUGUCAAUCCAAAUCCACCGAAAACUCCUCAACCAUCUGCUGCAAAACAACUUUUAGAUCUUGAAAAGAAACCUCUUUCUGGUGUACCGGAAGAAAAGGGUGUGAUUGGAGCAAUGGCUAAUUUCGGUUUAAAACUUGAUCAAUAUGCUAGGAAACCUGCAGUUUUAAAAAAUAAACAAGCGGCUGGAGCAACUCGAGAUUGGACUGAACAAGAAACGCUACUUUUAUUAGAGGGAUUAGAGCUUCAUAAAGAUGAUUGGAAUAAAGUUUGUGAGCAUGUCGGAUCAAGAACGCAAGAUGAAUGUAUUCUUCAUUUCUUACGUCUUCCUAUUGAAGAUCCUUAUUUAGAAGAAGGUGGACCUGAAGGUCUAGGACCACUUGCUUAUCAGCCAAUACCUUUUUCAAAAGCUGGAAAUCCAGUAAUGAGUACUGUAGCCUUUCUAGCUUCUGUUGUUGAUCCGAGAGUUGCUGCGAGUGCUGCUAAAGCAGCUAUGGAAGAAUUUGCUGCUAUUAAAGAUCAAGUUCCUGCCGCUCUUUUAGAUCAGCAUUUACGAAAUGUUCAAGCGAGCGCUAAUGCAGAUGGAAAAUUUGAUCCUGCAGCAGGGUUAGCACAAUCUGGAAUUGCUGGAACUGGACCACCAGAACCACCAGAAGAUGGAUCAGUGAGUUCAACUCCUGGUGGAACUGCUACUUCACCAUCAGCUUCAAACAUUGAAGGCAAAAAAGAUGAAAGUGAAAAGAAAGAUGUUGAAGGAACAUCUCCACCAAGUGGAAUUGUGUCCAAAAAGGAAGAUGUUUCUGAAAGUGAUAGGACUGAUCAACCAGAUAAAAUAGAUGUUGAAAUGAAAGAUGCUGAUGUAGACUCCAAAGCUAAAAUUACUGAUAAUUCUGAAGAUCCUGAAACUAAAGAGAAAAAUGAUAAAGUGGUUAGAGAUGCACAACUACAGUCAGCAGCAGCAGCUGCUUUGGCUGCAGCCGCUGUUAAAGCAAAACAUUUAGCAGCUGUUGAAGAGCGCAAAAUUAAGUCUUUAGUUGCUCUUUUAGUAGAAACACAAAUGAAAAAACUUGAAAUCAAAUUACGUCAUUUUGAAGAACUUGAAACGACUAUGGAACGAGAACGUGAAGGCCUUGAAUAUCAGAGGCAACAACUUAUUACAGAAAGACAACAAUUUCAUUUAGAACAGUUAAAAGCUGCAGAAUUUCGAGCACGACAACAAGCACAUCAAAGAUUAGCACAAGAGCAACAGCAACUUCAGCAACAACAGCAAAGUCAGCAACAUCCUAAUUGGCAACCAUCUGCUCAACAACAACAGCAGCCACCUAGUCCUCAACCACAACCGCAACCACAACCACAACCACCCCCACAUACACCUCCUCAACAAUCGUAAAAUUAACAUCAAUUUAUAAUGAUAUAAGUAAAAUUUUUUAGUAGUUUUAUCUUUUUUUUUUUAUUUAAUAAAAGUGCUGCCAGCAUUUUAUAAAUCUUACAAUAAUUAUUUCAUAAAACAAUGCAUUGCUGUAAAUCGAAAUAGUGUGAAAAAUAUCUGCUUAUCAUAAACAAUAAGUUUUUUUUUCUAAUUUUACAUACAUCUAGAGUAAUUAAUCUAAUAAAACAACGGUGACUUUAAUA